GAAGUGAAGAUGGGGUUUGCAGGUUCCCAAAAGGAAAAGUGUGGGAAAAGGUGAAAAAGGGAAAGAAAAACAGAAAUAGAAGUUCAAUUUGGAAAGCGUUAUGUGGCAGUGUAGAACUCACUAGCUGCUGCCUGAUUCAGUGCUGCUGUAUGGGAGAACCCUUACCAACUUACAGAUAUUUUACUUCAACUUUUGUCUUCAUUUUUUUUCCCUUUCAUUAUUUACCCUUUUCACCCAAAUUAUUUCUGUUUCUUUUUCCACUUCAUAAUCUCACUUUAUUGGAUGCUAAUUGGGAUGUUUUAGUUUUACUUUACCCACUUGGGUCCUGAGAAUAGAGAAAUUUUCUGAUAGCAUCUUUAAUCAUAUCGCUUCUUUACAAAGCUUGUGUAGUAACAACGUCCUCGUCCAAACACUUGAUCAUUUGGGACACAAAGGUUUCCUAGCUAGGUGUGCCUUUCAACCGAUAGAAGUCUUUUCUCAUUACUCAUAGUUGUCUCAACCACCAUUGUUGGAUGAACAAGAAGUCAUAGCUCAAGAAACUAGGGAACUUUAAUUUUUGUUUUAUUUUUUUGGUUUCAAACAUGAAGAAAGUAGGUAUUGAGUGAGAGAUUAUAAUAAAGGAGACAAGUCAGUUCAGUCAUUCAGUAACAACUUAAAGUCAGAGAGUAGCACUUUCCCAAAACUAACCCAAACUAAAUCAAAUCCCAUUUCUCUCUUUUCUUUUUUACCCUUCAGUACUCUUUCCUUUGUUUAAUUUCUUCAUAUUUCUUCUCUCCAUUUCUCCAUUUUCUACUUAUGUCUCUUCCACAGGAAACAUCUUUCAAUCUUGUCCAUUGCCCUUCUUUUAUUUAUUUAUUAUUAAUAAUAAUGAUAACCCCAACAUUUAUUCAAUUAGAUAUUGGAUUGGAUUGACUGUGAAGGUAAAAAAAAACUUCCCUUUUUCACUUACACACAUCUCAUGAAGAUGGCUCUCCCUAUUUCUCUUUCAACUUCCCUCAAAUUGGCUCUCACUCUUGCUGCUUUCUUCUCAUUUCUUCCUCCUACAUCAGUUGGGUUGGUUUUGUCUAGAAGUGGGAGAUCAGAGGGAAAGGCUGAUAAUGAUGAAAUGAAAUUUUUGGAAGAUCAGAAAAUGGUGAUUGGUUCACGGCCUCCUGGAUGUCAGAACAAAUGCAUGAAUUGCAGGCCGUGCAUGGCUGCGGCGGUGGUGCCGGUGCACCGGAUGAAAGGGAAGGCCUUUCAAUCCUUUUCUUCAUCUAGAGAAGAAGAGGAUAGCUAUUAUCUUCUCUCAUGGAAAUGCCAAUGUGGGAAUAAGAUCUAUCAACCCUAGCUCCAUUUUCAUCAUUUUUUUCCCUUUCUUUUUUGAGUUAUCAAUCUUUGAUCUCUAGAUCAAGAACAUGUAUCUGAAUUAUUACAGCUUCAACUAUGCUUAGAUGAUUGCUAUUAAAAUUGUUUAUUUUUGGCAAUCGAAAAGUUUAUGUUGAACAUGUGUGAAAAUGUAUUACAAAUAUGUAUAUUUCCAUUUCAAUUAUUUCUCUUCUUUUGUGUUUGAUAAGAUACAAAUUAUUAUAUUAAAGGUUGAUCUAUAACCA
This is a messenger RNA of Cucumis melo (muskmelon), 1589 nucleotides long. RefSeq names its product EPIDERMAL PATTERNING FACTOR-like protein 4. NCBI's taxonomy places the organism in Eukaryota, Viridiplantae, Streptophyta, Magnoliopsida, Cucurbitales, Cucurbitaceae. The transcript is spliced from 2 exons. Gene Ontology annotation, biological process: guard cell differentiation; stomatal complex development. The record is from RefSeq and is a predicted model, not a curated record. Bases 959 to 1327 code for a protein of 122 amino acids.